Molecule: messenger RNA, 1696 nt
Organism: Anolis carolinensis (green anole)
Lineage: Eukaryota; Metazoa; Chordata; Lepidosauria; Squamata; Anolidae
Gene: tmem144
Product: transmembrane protein 144
Exons: 12
Coding region: 395-1504 (369 amino acids)
Biological process (GO): carbohydrate transmembrane transport
Cellular component (GO): membrane
Molecular function (GO): carbohydrate transmembrane transporter activity
Source: RefSeq, a predicted model, not a curated record
AGAGGGCGGGGUAAGGUUCCUCUGGCAUGACUUUUUUUUUGAGAAACAUGUGAAUGUGUUUCUCAAAUGGGUUUUUCAAAAAUAAGGCAUGCCAGACAACCCUUUUCCUCUUAUCUAUGAUGCUUGGUAAGGUAAAAGCAGUAGCUAAUAAAGGGCUGCAUUCAGGUGCAUAGAUGCAACCAAGGAAACCACAACCUGUGUGACCCAAGCAGGGUUACUGUCACUGGGAUGCCUUGAAGGUCUCUCAUUCACAGUUCGAGGUAGAGGUAGAUAAGUACAAUAAAAUUGUACUGUUAGUGAGCUUCUUUCUCGAGACUUUUCUCCAGCAUCAAUCAGGGAGAAAAGGUGAAAUAGACGGACGUGGCUUCUCAAAGGAGUCACUGAAGUCUCAAAAAUGGCGACGGGUGGUUCACAAGGAAGUAAUGUUCCUGAAAAAAACCUUCGCCUUACUACUUCAGCAGUAGCUGUCCUCUUAUCUGGAACAACUUUUGUGCCAGUUAAGAAAUUCGACGUUGGGGAUGGAAUGUUCUUCCAGUGGGUUCUAUGUGCUGGCAUCUCAGCAGUAGGUCUAGUUGUUGAGUUCACUCAGAGAAGCCCUACAUUUUGGCCUCUUGCUAUGGUUGGGGGCUUUUUAUGGGCUACAGGUAAUGUCACGGUUGUUCCUAUUGUAAAAACCAUUGGGCUAGCCCUUGGUCUUUUAAUCUGGGCUUCUUUUAACCUGCUUACUGGCUGGGCCAUCUCAAGGUUUGGUUUGUUUGGAAUUGAGCCAGAACCAGUUGCAAAGCCUGUCUUGAACUAUGUUGGAGCUGGACUUUCAAUGCUCAGCAUCAUCCUGUUCCUUUUAAUUAAAAAUGAUGAUGAAGGUUCACCAUCUACAUCAGAAUUUACGCCAUUAUCUAAAGAUGAGCAACUCAAUGCUUGCGAACGUGGGCUUUAUCAAAAGCCAAAAAACGCUGCUGAACAAGGAACUGAAAACAAAGACAAUGUGUCAUGGUUGAAAGGACUUUCUCCACUGAAAAAGAGAAUAGUAGGCUGCUCUCUGGCUGCGAUCGCUGGCAUAUUGUAUGGUUCUAGUUUUGUGCCUAUACUUUAUAUCAAGUACCAUGGCAAAAGGAAUGUACCGGGCUAUGAAGGAGCCAGUCAGACUGAUUUAGAUUAUGUUCCUGCACAAUUCCUUGGUAUCUUUGUUACAAGUACCAUCUACUUUUUGAUCUACUGGAGAGCGAUGUCAAAUAAUGUUAAAGUUGAUUUUGAAACCGUAAUUCCAGGUUUUAUUUCUGGCAUACUGUGGGCAAUCACCACUUGCUAUUGGUUUAUUGCGAAUGGAUACCUUGCUGCUAUAGUCAGCUUUCCCAUAAUAACCGCAGGUCCUGGCAUUCUAGCUGCAGUGUGGGGAGUGCUGGUGUUCAAAGAAAUAAAGGGACUGAAGAACCAUGUCCUGCUCAUUGUUGGAUUUUGCUUCAUCGUAGCUGGAUUGCUUUCAACCAUUUUUUCAAAAACCUGAAGAUAACAUCACUUGAACCAGCAGAUGGCACCAUCAGUUUAAUAACUUUGUGUAUAUAGUUUUAUGUAGGUGUGUAGGUUAUAUAGGACGUUAUAUAGGAAGCAUUAAUUAAUUAGGUAUUUAGACUUGUAUCCUAUCUCUAAGCUAUUUCAUUAUAUGUUUAUGUGUAAUAAAGAUAUUCCAUAAUCCAAA